ACCCUAGUUAGUGGAACGGUGGGUGGUAAUAUAAAUUGCUCGUUGGUGGUUCUUGUCCCAUUGGCUGCUAGAGUGAAACCCUAAAGGAGUCUCAGCUAAGCCAAAUCCAAAGCCAUGUCUGACGAAGAGCAUCAGUUCGAAUCCAAGGCCGACGCCGGAGCCUCCAAAACCUACCCUCAACAAGCCGGUACUGUCCGCAAGAACGGCUAUCUCGUUAUCAAAAACCGUCCAUGUAAGGUUGUUGAGGUUUCUACCUCGAAAACAGGCAAGCAUGGACAUGCCAAGUGUCACUUUGUAGCCAUUGAUAUAUUCAAUGGCAAGAAACUCGAAGACAUCGUCCCAUCAUCCCACAACUGUGAUGUUCCUCAUGUUAAUCGUACUGAUUAUCAGCUGAUUGAUAUUUCUGAGGAUGGUUUUGUGAGUCUUUUGACUGAGAAUGGUAACACCAAGGAUGAUUUGAAGCUUCCCACUGAUGAUAAUCUGCUGAGCCAGAUUAAAGAUGGGUUUGCUGAAGGGAAAGACCUUGUUGUGACAGUUAUGUCAGCUAUGGGAGAAGAACAGAUCUGCGCCCUGAAGGACAUUGGCCCGAAGAACUAAAAUUAUUGGGUUCUGUUGUAUAAUGUCUGCUUACAGCAUGCAUGGGAUGAGCUCACCACAAAUAUGUUGCGUGGUGCCCUCAAUUGCAUAGUUGAAGUUAUGGGUAUGAACCUCCAUGAUUUUUAAUUUCUGGAGAUUUGGUUGGGGUCUCUAGACAGAGUGCCAUAUUACUAUAUGGUGUGCUUAAGUAGUUAUUUAUUUUAAUUUUUUUGGGGUUGUGUGUAAGAUACUGGUUUCAUUUUGGUGGUGUGUGUUUUUCUUGACACAAGUUACAUUUUCCGUGCAACUGAAUUGUAUUUUAGAAUAUGAACUGUGAAAUCUCAAUUUUCUUGGCAAAUUG
Molecule: messenger RNA, 937 nt
Organism: Camellia sinensis
Lineage: Eukaryota; Viridiplantae; Streptophyta; Magnoliopsida; Ericales; Theaceae
Source: RefSeq, a predicted model, not a curated record